Xiphophorus maculatus (southern platyfish) is the source of this 3587-nucleotide messenger RNA. It is a transcript of the gene ckap2l, whose product is annotated as cytoskeleton-associated protein 2-like. Gene Ontology annotation, cellular component: centrosome; cytosol; mitotic spindle. Lineage: Eukaryota; Metazoa; Chordata; Actinopteri; Cyprinodontiformes; Poeciliidae. The record is from RefSeq and is a predicted model, not a curated record. The transcript has 9 exons. Bases 114 to 2324 code for a protein of 736 amino acids.
GCGCGAGCUCAGUUCUUAUGGACUCAGUUUAACGUCUGAUUAUUUAGCACUUCUGAAACUAAACUCUUAAAAGUUUUAGUAAAGUGGAAAUAAGGAAGUUAACUUUAGUAAAUAUGGAAGCGAGUGAGUCGGCAGCGUUGCUUUCCAGAAAAGAGUUGCGGAAACAGAAGCUGAUGGAAUACUUGGCAGCAAAAGGAAAGCUGAAACCUCCAAACGUCAUGCAAUCCCUCCACGGGGAAUCUCACAAUCAAACCUCUCUGAAGGUUGCUAUGGGAAAAGAAAACAAAGCUCCACCUGACAAGAUCAGGUGGCACAAUUCUAAAGAUAAAACGUUGGUGCCUCAGCGCAGUCAAGAUCCUCCCAGAAGAAGAGCACUGGGUGCCUCUGACAAAGGAAAUGUGACAAAUGGUAAACAAACUACCAUUUGCUCAUCAUCCAGCAGCGUGUCAGCACAGACAAACGUUAAUCAAAAUCCCCUGCUCAGGAAAACGUACACCGUAGUGUCUUCCAAAUCCAGUUUCACUCCAGCUGCAACUCAGAAAAAUCAACCCAACACAGGGAGUCGAAACCUGAGCAAGGUGCAGUUAAAUGGACGUUGUACACAUGCAGCAAAGUCAGAACCCAAACCAAGCAUAAGUUCAAGUCGGGCUACGUUAUGCCCACUGGAAAUGGCGAGCAGUCGAAUAAGUACUGGCCCACUUGUUAAGACCAAAACAGGGCUUGUGCCUGCAGCGAUCCAGCCGAGGAAUCCAAAAUCAAACGCAUCACAUCCACCUGGCUCAAAGCGUCAGCCGUUCACUUUCUCCACUGUUGCUAAGAAUCCAAAGGGCAAAGGGCAGUUAGGCAAAAUGUCAUCGGUCUCUGCUUCCCAGAGGCCUGCUGUGGUGAUUCCUACAAAUUCAAGAGCUAGGAGUAAAACCGAAGCUCAGAACAGGUCUAAACCUAAGCCGCUUCCCGUUAAACUAACACAACCAACUGGAAGGAGCCAAUUAUGGACUGGACUUCACUCAGCUGGGCCUUCCAAAUGCAAAACUGUCAAACCAGAGCAGAGCGUGUUAACCAGUAAAACAGCAGGGCAGCCUGCUCACACAUCUAAAACUCAAGUAAAGAAAAACACUCAAUCUGUAAAAGCUGAUGCCCCAACAACCUCAAGGCCAUCAAUCAAACGCAGCUCAACAGCCGUCAAGACGAAUGAGAGCGUUUGGUCUAAAGAUGGGAGGGAAACAAAGACGAACAGAGAGACACAAAUCAUACAGAAAACAUCUAGAAAUAUUCCUUCAGGGCAUCCGCCUACAAAAUGUGCAGCUGCUGCGCGGGGGUACCGAACCGCACCGCAGCCUUCCAGGUCCAUCAGCCUGCUGGACCGGACUGCAGCCACCAAGACGCCAAAGGUCAUGAUUAAAACUGCUCCCCAGACUGAAGUAAAGAAACUGACUGCUGCGCAGGAGGAGAGGAUGAGGAAACUACAAGAAUGGCGAGAAUCGAAGGGGAUUUCCUACAAACGUCCUCCGAUGCCAGUGAAAGCGCCAGCCACGCGCACCGUGUCCGUUCCUCAGCCCUUCUGGGCUUCCAUGGAGCUGGAGGACGAAGCCCACUCUCUCAUCUGUGCCGUGGACCGGUCCCUGGAGGACUGCAUCAAGUUGCUCGCCGAGGGCUGCCCUGCGGACCGGGUGAAGGACGUCCUCUCACGGCUGCCGGCGGUGUCUCAGAAGUUCGCCAAGUACUGGAUCUGUCGAGCCCGGCUGAUGGAGCAAGAGGGAAACUUGGACGUGCUGCCCAUGUUUGAAGAAGCUGUUCGAGUUGUGUUGGAGCCAGUGGAUGAGCUGCGGACUGCGGUUUUUGACAUUCUGAAGAAGAAAGACGAAAUCCAAGAAAAUGAAAAACGGGACGAUGGCUCUGCAACCACGGAAGCGUCUCCAGACUGUGGCAACGACCCACUGAUGACACCUAAACCUGUCAGAGUUCUCAUCAAAGGAGAGAGAGGAGGCUCAUCCAUGGUCAAGUACAAGAUCACUGCGACUCCCGGGGGCCCAGCAAGUCAGCAGAAGGAGACAGUCAGGGUCAAAGGGCAGGAGGUCCGGUUCUUCACCCCGGUUCGACGGUCCGUGCGAAUCGAGAGAUCGUGUUUCCGAUACCCGCCGUCGCUCCAGGACCACGAUGUCUGCGUGAAUUCGUACAGUGAUCUGAUCUCAGAGGAGGGCAAAGAAACCAGUGAAGAACAAUCGAGCUGCUCUGGUAGCAACACACCCAUGUACAUUUACAGACAGAACGAGGCACUUGAAGACAAAGUUUCCAUCAAACUCGUCCUUAACGACAGUUUUUAAAUUCAUCACACCUUUAUGAUUUUUAAAAUAACAGACAGACAAAGGUUGUCUGUAGCCGCGCUCUGUUACCUAUCAAAUGUUUAUAUUCGCAGAUACAAAUGAUUUUUGUGAUGUUUAAACUUUGCAUUUCAACCAAUAAUAAUUUUUAAAAUCUCUGUACAGAAGGGAAACUUUGAUAUUAGGUCAUGAAUUCUUCUUUUGUACUGCAAAAAAAGAUAUAAAAGUGUAAAAAUAAAAUCCUCAUUUCUUUUUUUAAUCACUGUUUUUUUUUUUUACCAGAAUUUGUUUAUUUUACAUACAAAAAAGAACCUGUGGUUAGAGAGGAAUCAAACUCUCAGACAAGGAUGAAUAAUCAUUCAAUUACAAUAAUAAUCAUGACAAAACACAUCUUUAGUAUCAACAAUUAUUAUGUCCAAUAAAAUACUCAAUAAUGUCACUGAUCUCCGGUCCAGAACCUCAGGCUAAGCAAGGUUGGUGUCAUGAUCGCUCUCACUCUUUGGUUACCUAGCAACAGGUUGAGUAAUUUGAGCAGGAGCAGUUUCAUGUUUUGCCAUCAUGACUAAUAACUGCUUAAAAAUUAACAGAAGGGUGUGGAGUGAAAUGAGAAAAUGAGUACAACUGCUGAGAGGAAGCUGUUGAUAGAGCAGGAAAGGUUACAUCAAACUUUGGUAAUAUUUCAGAUAUUUAAAACAAGAAAACUAAUCAAUAAUUAUUUAUUGACUGAUUUUUAUUUUAUUUUAUUUUGAUUUCUGAGUAAAACAUAUUGCCACUUGUUAGAUGUUUGUUCACUAGAGUAGUUUCAGCCGGUUCUGGCCCAGUCCGAACCAUCCAGGCUCCUCUCCAUCUGGGGUGGUUCCAGCCGCGCCAACCCCGGUAUUGUGCGGAAGCGAUUUUUGAUUGACGGUGGACCGCAUUCGUGGAUUGAUUUACGCCUCUGCAGACUCCAAACAGCAGCAUGGACCGGCGGACAUGUUGUCUGCGGUCAGAGCUGCUCAGUGUGGAGCAGCAGAACCACGAGCGACGCCAGAAGUGCGUCAACCUUCGCAGCAGAUUGAGCGUUAUUUCGCAGCUGUGAAAGCAGAAUGGCUCCGAAGAACGGAACCAAUGAAGAAGAGAGAAACGUUGCCGCUCUGGUCAACCUUCUGGUUAGUUAAAGUUUUGCAGAAUUACAUUGCUUUUAGUUUGACGUUCUUUGUUUGGGGUUUUCUUUUAAAUAAAGUUCAUGGUUAGAUAUUUGUGUACAUUUUUACUGUAUUGACUAAA